Notolabrus celidotus (New Zealand spotty) is the source of this 2198-nucleotide messenger RNA. RefSeq names its product meprin A subunit beta-like. The coding region runs from base 62 to 2101 and encodes 679 amino acids. Gene Ontology annotation, biological process: proteolysis. Gene Ontology annotation, molecular function: metalloendopeptidase activity; protein binding; zinc ion binding. Gene Ontology annotation, cellular component: membrane. The record is from RefSeq and is a predicted model, not a curated record. Lineage: Eukaryota; Metazoa; Chordata; Actinopteri; Labriformes; Labridae. The transcript has 15 exons.
GUGCAGCUGCAGUUCUUCAUUCACAGCUGGACUGAGGCUGGUAGUGACUGCAGCUGGAGCCAUGGAACUCAGGUGGAUCCUUCUGCUCUUUGGCCUGGGACUGGUAUCAGCAAAGCUCUCAGGUGACACAGAAUUUGAUGUGGAUGGAGGCUAUGACUGGGACAUCUUUGACGUCAAUGAAGCUGCUGGGCUGGACUUGCUGGAGGGAGACAUUGAACAAGAUGAAACGUCCAACAGAAACUCCAUCCUGGGUGACAAGUACCGCUGGCCAACCACUAUUCCCUAUUACCUAGAGGAAAACCUGGAAAUGAAUGCAAAGGGAGUGAUCAUGAAGGCAUUUGAGCAGUACAGACUGAAGACCUGCAUCGAUUUCACACCAUGGAGAGGAGAGGAGAACUACAUCUCUGUGUACAAGGGGAGCGGAUGCUCCUCCUCUGUAGGAAACCAGCACAGAGGGAAGCAGCGGCUGUCCAUUGGUAACAACUGUGAUCGUCUGGGGACUGUAGAACACGAGUUCCUGCACGCUUUGGGCUUCUGGCAUGAACAGUCCAGAGCUGACCGGGAUGAUUACGUUGACAUCAUGUGGGACCGCAUUGAGCCUGGUAAACGACACAACUUUAAAACACGAGAUGACACCGAGUCCAGCGCUCUUGGUGUUCCCUACGACUACGGCUCAGUGAUGCAUUACAGCAAGUCAUCCUUCAAUAUCGGCUCUGACCCCACCAUCGUCACCAAGAUCCCCAAAUUCAUGGAUGGGAUUGGUCAGAGGAUGGGAUUCAGUGCCAGUGACCUCACAAAGCUAAACCGUCUCUACAACUGCACUAAGUCGUCAACCUUUGUGGACAGCUGUGACUUUGAGGAGGACAGCAUUUGUGGGAUGGUUCAGGGUCCUGGAAACAGACAGUGGGAACAACGUAGCUCUGUGAGUGGGGGGCCUCAGACUGACUUCUCCAACAUGGGCCAAUGCAAAGGGAAAGGCUACUUCAUGCACUUCAGCACAGCCUCUGCUGGACCUGGUGACCGUGCAUUUCUGGAGAGUCGUUGGCUUUUCCCCAAACCUGGAGCUCAGUGUCUGCAGUUCUUCCUCCAUAACAGCGGGGCAGCUGAUGAUGUUCUCAAUAUCUGGGUGCGAGAGUAUGGUAAAAUGAAGCUCUUCAAGAGUAUUUCAGGAGGUGUCACGGGGUCCUGGGAGCUGCACAACAUCAAUCUCAAUGUGACACGCAAGUCCCGUGUGGUGUUUGAAGGUGUGCGGGGAAACAGUCCGUCCACAGGAGGUUUUUCUCUGGAUGACAUUAACCUGUCCUCCACAAAGUGUCCUCAGCACAUCUGGCACAUACGCAACAUGACCCGCCUGAUGGCCACCACCCCAGAGGGAAAUAAAGUGUACAGCCCUCGCUUCCUGUCACCAGCAGGCUACUCCUUCCAGGUAGGCGUGUAUCUCAAUGGAAGAAGUGGCCGUCCAGGGUACAUGGGGACCUACUUCCACCUGACCUCAGGCCCCAACGACCACAGGCUCAAGUGGCCGUGUCCAUGGCACAUGGCAACCAUGGCCCUGAUGGAUCAGCAGUCUGAUGUUAGACAGCAUAUGAACAUGCACAGAAUGGUCACCACAGACCCCAACAAGAUGUCCUCUGAUGACACUGAGUACUAUUGGGACGAUCCCAGGAGGGUGGGCUCUAAAGUGACUUCAUCCGAUGGAAGCUAUUACUACCGAGGCCCAGGCUACGGAACAAGUACUUACAUGACCCACAGCAGACUGAAGAGCAGGAACUACAUCAAAGGAGACGAUGCCUUCUUCCUCUUCAGUUUUGAAGAUAUAUCUGAUCUGUUGGUAUCUCAGCCCCUUCCUGAUUCCAGCAGGUUGAAGGCUGCAGACCAAGGUGCUCCACAGGGAGCUGCUGAUCACACCUUAGAGGUCACAGUAGCAGGGACUGUGGGAGCAGCCUUGUUGGUGCUUUGCGUUCUGGUGGUAGGACACUCCUGGAGGAUCAAGAGGAAGAGCAGACAGCAGGAGAUCGACCAGGUGGUGAUCGUACAGGACAUGCCUGGAUUCAUGGAAGGGCACCCAACUAAAGGUUUCCCAUCCUCUCUCACUGCAUGAAGCCUGAUACAAGGAAGGAAAUCAGAAUUGUCAUCUCUAUAUCUAUUCACUCACAAUAUCCCCUCAUGUGUGCAGAAAAUAAAAUAUAUUAAUGCAA